UUGGCUGUUUUCAGCCGCGCGUGCAUGCACCCUCGUCCAAUGGGAGCGCUCGACACUGCCUUGAGUGACUCUCCUCCGAGCAGAAGAUCAUGCGUGCAGCGGAUGCUGAUGAUCUGAGUGAAUGAUCCUUAAUAAAUAAGAAACAUGAUCCGGAUCGCUGCUCUGAAUGCGGCGUCUCAGGCUGCGGAUGAGUAUGAAGACUCAUUCAGAAGCACUAAGCCAAGUCAAACAAAGGAAGCCCAGGAGGCAGAAGCGUUUGCACUGUAUCAUAAAGCUCUGGAUCUGCAGAAACAUGACAAGAUUGACGAGUCUGCCAAAGCCUACCAUGACCUGCUCAAGACCCCACUGCUCAAAGAGGCCGUGGCGUCAGAAGAUGAGAAAGUGGGACUGAAGCACCCUGGGCUGAUGUUGAAGUACUCCACCUAUAAAAACCUGGCCAGUCUUGCUGUGCUCAGAGAUGAUCUCGACACCGCCAUGGACUACUAUGUAAAAGCCGUCAUGCUGGACUCCACAGAUGUGAAUAUGUGGUUUAAAAUGGGAAGGUUGGCCUUGAGGAAGGUCAGCAUGCCUUUGGCCCGUCAUGCGUUUGAGGUGGGCUUACGCUGUAACCCGGACCACUGGCCCUGCCUGGACAGUCUCAUCACGGUCCUCUAUUCUCUCAGUGACUACAGCUGCUGUUUGUACUACAUCUGUAAGGCUCUGGAGAAGGACAUAGGCUACAGUAAGGGCCGAGUGCUCAAAGAGAAGAUCUUUGAAGAGCAGCCCUGCCUCAGACGAGACUCGAUGAAGAUGUUCUCCAAACUGGAUGUGUCAGUGCAGUAUGUGGAUGUAGAUGAGGAUGAAGCUCACAGCAUUGUGGAGGAAGCGCUGGAACUGAGACGACAGAGACAGGCUAAAUUCACACGGCACCCGGUGGCUGACCUGCAACUGGUUCAGCCCAUCAAAUACUUCACAUGGAAGAGUGUGGGGGAGAGUUUCUUGGCCAUGUACAAACACCAGAACGCUUGCCUGGUCCCACGGCCUGACUUUGGCCGCCGAAUUGAUUUGUCAAUGUACCGUGACCCGGAGUGCCUCCUGCAAAUGCCCACCAGCACACCCGUGCCCACCCCUGCUGCUCCAGACCCUCCUCAGCCUCCCAUCAUCGUCAUUGUACCUCAAGCCCCCCCUGCCCCUCCUCCUGUUCCCAGCAGCCCCAUCUCCAGCCAACCCCCGUGCACCGAACAGCUCGUCCCACCGCUGGCUGACCCCAUCGCUCCUUCAGGAGUACCACAGAGCCAGAGCAUUAUCGAGAUCAGCACAACCACGAUCACCACUACUGUUGCCAAUGGAGCGGAGGAUGCUGCUCUUACCACGGUUACUACUGCGGCUCUGGACGCUGCCUUGAGUGAUAAAUCGAAAAAAGGCACCAAGAGAAAACGUGUGGUAGAAGACAACAUAGAGACGGCAAAGAGACGCUCUGCACGUGUCCGCAACACCAAAUGCAAGAAAGAAGAGAAGAUCGACUUCCAAGAGCUUCUGCUCAAAUUCCUGCCUUCUAGGCUGAAAAAGUUUGAAGACGAUGAAGAUGAGGAGAGUCUCAGUAACAUGGACUCUCAUUGUAAUGUCAAACCGGAUUCCCAGCUGAACCGCGGCUCCGGGUCCAACUCCUCUGAGUAUAUCAUCUCUAUGGAGUCAGAGCGCAAGGAUGUGCAUGCGUUCCUGCUGGCGAACAUGCAGAACGGAGGCAUCCUGGAGCUGAUGAUACGCUUCCUGAAGGCGGUGGGGCAGAUGUUUCUGGAGGAGUGGCCAGCGGGUCUCGCUGGAGUGGUGCUGGAUCUCUUCAUAUGCUGGAGGAAACACAGCUCUGGGCUGCCCAACCCACUGCUCAGAGACUCCAACAACCAGCACAUAAAGGAAAUGAUGCUGAUGAGUCUCUGCUGUCUGGAGCUGCAGUUGGAACAGAAGUCUAUGACGAAGGGCAAGAACAUGUCUCAUAGGAAGACCAUGUCUGCUUCAGGAAGGGAUUGUGGGGAUGUGGAUUCAGAGACGUGCUUUCAAUCGGACAUAUUCCUCCUGACCAUGGCCUCGUCUCAGAGAGAUCUGUUUGGAGACGACUGGCUCUCCUUUGCCGUCAGAGUUCACUGGCUUAAAGCACGACACCUCGCCUUUCAGGGUGACAUGGAGGAGGCGCUGGAGUGUUACGACAUGUGUGUCGGUCUGCUGAAAUGUCAGACGAGUGAGAUGGAAAAGAUCACCAUCCUCCUGCCCAACCUCAGCAUGGACAGUGCCAUCUCUCUAGAGGAGAUUGAGAAGAAGUUGAAGUCUCUAGAGCGAUGUCAGUCUCUAGAGGAGAUCCAGAGACUGUUUGACGCUGGAGACUAUCAGUCUGUGGUGCGUUUACUGCAGCCCACACUGAGCUUCGGCCAGGGCUCGGCACGACUCAAACCUCUGGAUUACAUCAGCUCUGCUCCAGAGAGACCAGCGCAGCUGCUACUGCUGCAGAGUUCCCUGCUGCGACUGAAAGACUUCAGCUCCUGCUUUGAGACAUCUGAAGUGUCUCUCAACGAGGCCAUGCAGCACUUGAACUCUUCAUUACCCAGCAGCCCCUCUGCUAAGGAGGAGUGGGUUUCCACCAUCACGGCCCUGCUGAAGGGCAUCGAAAUCUGCAUCACUGACAAGCCUGAGCUUCUCUGUCUCACGCCGCGCUCCACAAACCUGCCUCGCCUCGCCAACAACCUCAUACAGUUGAUAGCCAACAGCAUGGUCUUACCUGAUGACCCCAAAGAGGCUCAUUUCUCAUCACUGUUGCCAUGGAUUCUGCUGUACCACCUCAUCAAACAGGAGGAGGCGGCGUUCGACUGCAUGCUGCGACAGCACAUCACAGACGAGGAUGACGAUGAAGACGACACGCCGCUGCUGCCCUCCUCCCUCAUGCUCCUGAACACGGCACAUGAAUACCUGGGCCGGCGCUCCUGGUGCUGCAACUCUGAUGGCACUCUGCUUAAGUUUUUUGUGCGUGUGCUGCGGGAGACGCUCUCAGGACAGGAGAAGCUGCCGUAUAAAGAGGAUCUGGAGACGGCACUGGAGCAGUGUUUCUUCUGCAUGUACGCUUACCCGAGCAAGAAGAGCAAAGCCCGAUACCUGGAGGACCAUUCUGCCCCACAGGUGGAGCUUCAUUGGAGCGAUGCCAUCUUUAUGUUUGAGUACUUUAAGCCCAAAACCUUGCCAGAGUUUGACAGCUAUAAGACCAGCACUGUCUCAGCUGACCUUGCCAACCUGCUUAAAAGGCUUUCUGGUAUAAUCCCACGCAAUGACGGCCCCACACUCUCCGUCGACGAAGUGUCUGCUUAUAUUGAGGGAGGUGCUGUCAAGGUGCCAGCGCUUCCAGAAGGUGCUUCCCCGGCGCCCCCUGUGGUGAACGAGCUGUACUACCUGCUUGCGGACUACCACUUCAAAAACAAGGAGCAGUCGAAAGCCAUCAAGUUCUACAUGCACGACAUCUGCAUGUGCCCCAACAGGUUUGACUCAUGGGCAGGCAUGGCCCUGGCACGUGCCAGUCGCAUCCAGGACAAGUUGAACUCUAAUGAGCUGAGGAGUGACGGACCCAUCUGGAAGAACUCUCUGGCUGUGCUGACCUGUUUCAGACGGGCUCUGGAGAUCGACGCCUCAAACCUCUCCCUGUGGAUCGAGUAUGGUACCAUGUCCUAUGCCUUGCACUCCUUCGCUUCCAGACAGCUCAAACAGUGGAAACGCGAACUUCCCCUGGACUUGAUCAAACAGAUGGAAGAGCGCAGAGACUCAAUGUUAGAGACGUCGUCGCAGUGCUUUCGCGGAGCCUCUCGCUGUGACGGCGAUGAGGAGGAGUGGCUCAUUCACUACAUGAUGGGAAAGAUUGCAGAGAAGCGCAAGAUGCCGCCCAAAGACUACCUGCUGCUGUACAAAAAGUCUGCACACUAUCUGCAUGAGGAGGCAGCCAGAUACCCACGCAAAAUCCACUACCACAACCCACCUGACCUCGCCAUGGAGGCCUUAGAGCUGUUUUUCCGCCUGAGCGCCACAAUUCUGAAGUUGCUGGAGAAUGAGGAAGACUGUGGCGAAGUGUCUGAGCAGCAGAUGAAGUUCCUGGACUACGAGGUGUUCUUCAACAUGCUCGCUGAAGCUGCCGUCGGACCCUUUGCACGAGGAGAGGAGAAGACCACGCCCAAAACCAGCAGCGACAAGGAAAAGCUUCCAUCCAAUAACGAUGAAGACUCGCGCUCUUCGGCUGGCGUGAGUACCUGUCCGGCAGCGCUGACCUCCUCAUCGGUCACAUCUGUGGCUGCAGCAGCUUCUCUGCCUGGCGACGGUGCGAGAGGUGCGAGUUCUCCCCCGUAUUCGGUCACUCCGGUCGACCACGAUUACGUCAAGCGUAAAAGCCAGCAGCAGAGGCACAGGCGGGGGCAGGAGCUCCAGCAGCAGCAGCAGCAGCAGGACGAACAGAAAAGGAAAGAUCUGCUUUAUUCACACCGCAAUGCUGACUUCUCACAUGACCAUGACUACUGCGUGUGUCUCUCUGCUUUGCGGCCAGGAUCUGCGUAUGAGCAAAGUCAGGACAGUGUUGCCGGCAUGUCGGACUCCAGCUCCUUGCAGGAUGUGUUCAUGGACCCGACCAGCUCUCAGGACAGCAGCCACAAGGUCGAUCCCGGGAAGUGUCGUGUUUUCCCGGAAGAAUCAAAUGCCAUUGGAAAAGAGAAACGGGCCACAGGAGAAGACAAUAUAGGCACCUUGGAGGACAAGAACAUGGACAUCAGCUCUGCCACACUGUCUCAAGAGUCUUCUGUCACACAAGAGUCCUCAGACACCACCUUAUCCAUCACCUCCCCUGAGGCCUCGGUCCCGAAGACCCCCACCACAGACACCCCGACCCAAGCUCCCGGUCUGACCCCGCACACCACCCAACCUCACAAACCACACACCUCACACUCCCAGACGGGCUCCUCCGGCGAGGGCAAGCGCAGGCCUGAGCUGCCGCCCCCGUUCGAGGUCAUCGAGCUGCCCAAGAGUCUGCCCGCGGGACGGGCAGAGCAGAGGAAAACACUCGUGGACGUGUGUGUGAGGUCUCUGUUCCUGUGUCUGAGUCGCUUCCCACAGCAUUACAAGAGUCUGUACCGUCUGGCCCACCUGUACGCCUACAGCAGGACACACCAGAACCUGCAAUGGGCACGAGAUGUGUUGCUAGGGAGCAGUGUCCCAUGGCAACAGCUGAAGCACAUGCCGGCACAAGGACUUUUCUGCGAGAGGAACAAGACCAAUCUGUUCAACGGCAUCUGGCGUAUUCCAGUAGAUGAGAUCGAUCGUCCUGGUAGUUUUGCAUCUCAUAUGAACAGAUCCAUCGUGCUGUUGCUGGAUGUUCUGUCUCAACUGAAAGAUCACCACACAUUACUCAAAAUCUCCCUCAUGCUUCAGAGAACCCCCGACCAGGGAAAGAAGUACUUGCGAGAUGUGGACCGACAAGUUUUGGCCAAGCGAGCGUUUUGCUUCACUGUAAAAGUGCUGGAGGACAAUCUGGACAAACUCACAGGGGUAAGCGAUCCUCCUAAAGCGUCUGAAAUGACCACAGCGGAUGUUUCCAACCGGCCUCCUGCUGCAGAAGACCCCAAAUGCUCACACACCAGCCAGCCUAAAGCAGGAGUCCCCGACACCCCUACAGGGAGUGAGACGGGACCUCCUGCCGCUCCUCAACAGCAUUCAGCCACACUUCAGCUCUCUCUGGAGCCUUUGACUCAGGUCACAGCGGUCACGGUUCACCCCAGAGAAGGUACUUCAGGACUCGGAGAGCCUAUGGAGCUCGGCUUGGGAUUAUGGCCGGGUGCUUCAAAAUUCAGAGAGCCUCAAACACCAAUUGACACUGUCCCACAAGAGCAGGCGAUGGUUAAAUCAGUAGCGGAGGAGGUCGAGAAGAUCCCAGAGAGCAGUCGGGCGACGGAGCUGUCGCUGGAGGAGUUGAGCAUUAGCUCUAAACAGCAACAGCUACAGCUACAGAAUCAGGUGAACGCAGCGCCAACGCCAAGCAGCCCUGAGCUAACGCUUCCACAGAGACCCAACAGAAAGAGAAAACUGCUGGAUGACGUGGAGUCUGGCAAGACGCUGCUUCUGGAUGCGUACAGGGUUUGGCAGCAAGGUCAGAAGGGCAUGACCUACGACCUGCAGCGCAUCGAGAAGAUCAUGUCCGAGACCUACAUGCUGAUUAAACAGGUGGAUGAGGAUGUAGCGCUGGAUCAAGCUGUGAAGUUCUGCCAGAUUCAAAUGGCAACGUCGGCACAAAGACAGAGCUCCAGUGAUGCGCCAACCACUCCCAAGUUUAGUAAAGACAUCUUCUUCCCAGCAUCAUUCUCCACGCCGUGCCUCCACACACACACACACCCAGCAUCAGCGCAGGACGGGGAAGCGAAGCUGAGCAAGACCCCUCGGCCACUUCUCAUCCAGACACAAACACACACGACCACCCCAUCACAGAUCUACUGCCAACCCGACCAAUCGCAGCAGCGCAAGACGCCUAGCCAGCCAAUCGCAAGCAUGGCCUUUUUGCCCCACACAGAGGAGCGAGAGGAGCCAGCGUCUGAGGGUCUGCUGUACCGUCAGCAUGAGUCUCACCUGUGUCAGCAGAUGAAGAUGAUGGCCAGUGUCUCUCAGAUUCACAACACACACGAGUGGCCGUCCUGCUCCACACACACCAGCACAGAAAGUGAGCAGUGGAAGCAGGCUGACCCGAGUCGCAUCCGCUCCAGAAUCCCCCCCAACAUGCCCAAACUGGUGAUUCCCUCCACUGUCACCAAAUUCCCGCCCGAGAUCACCGUCACGCCCCCCACCCCCACCCUGCUCUCGCCCAAGGGGAGCAUCUCUGAGGAGACCAAACAGAAACUCAAGAAUGUGAUCCUGUCCUCUCAGUCGGCAGCGAACGUGAAGAAAGACACUCUGGCUCAGCCCGCUUUGGAGGUCCAGGAGACGUCGAGUCAGGAGUCGUCGCUGGAGAGCGAGUCCGAUGAGGAGGACGACUACAUGGACAUCUGACUCUGAUGGCCUUCGUCUGGUUUUCUAUCGCGCGAAAGGGCUUUUUCCUACCCUGGCACUCGUGUCCUGUUGUUUUUGCUCCUGCUGCUAAGCAUGGACUGGGUUUCUACGUUCUUCUGUUGUUUAUUUCGUUGCGUACGAUCCUGCAAAGUGCCAUUUUCACUGGAGAGUCUGAGAAAAACUCUGGAUGGAUGGUGUAAUAGUGGCAGUUUGUGUAAUGCAAUUUGACACACUCGAGAGUUUCCUGGGCAUUAAAUCCAUCACGACGUUGUUUACAGAUUUAACAGGAAGUAGGUUUUGCUUGACGUUUGGUGUAAAAUAAACACGAGUCAUAUCACUAUCGAGUUUCAGUGGCAUUGCAACCAAACAAGGAACGUCAGGAGUCAAAAGUGUUGUUGUUUUUUUCCUGUGUUUUCCUGCAUGUGUGCCAUAACUUCUUCUCUCAGAGCUGGCUUCACGUACAUCUGCGUCUAGAGUUUAGGAGAGUCCUAGACAUUUCUGCAUGGCACUUCAAGAGUUCAAUUAUUAUAGAUUACUGUAUUGGUUAAAGAUAUCAAGACACCAAAAAUCCCAUCGCUGUUGUAUUCCUCACACAUUUGUAGUUUUAUUAACUUUCCAUUUGAGGAUUGUAGUAGACAGCGGCUGAAAGAGUUAGUCGUGUCACCAGCACUGAGAAGAUGUGACCGUUGUUAUUCACAUCACAAUUAAAUAUGAAUGUGAUAUAACUAGCUUUUUUUCUUUUCAAGGAUUACGGCAAAACGUCACGGCCUUCUUUUAUGAGAUGAAAAAGCCUAAAAAUGGUGCUGAUCCCUUAUUUUUGGCUCUUUGAACGGUUAAAUGGAAAGUUCACACAAAAAUGACGUUGCUUUUUUCAUUCACCUCACUCCUGUGUGACUUUUUCUUUCGGGGAACACAAAAGGAGAAUUUCGGCAGCAUGUUUCAUACUAUGAAAGUGGAUG
Molecule: messenger RNA, 7988 nt
Organism: Pimephales promelas (fathead minnow)
Lineage: Eukaryota; Metazoa; Chordata; Actinopteri; Cypriniformes; Leuciscidae
Gene: cabin1
Product: calcineurin binding protein 1
Biological process (GO): chromatin organization
Cellular component (GO): nucleus
Molecular function (GO): protein binding; nucleosome binding
Source: RefSeq, a predicted model, not a curated record